Messenger RNA from Ectocarpus sp. CCAP 1310/34, 1930 nucleotides. The record is from the annotation of a GenBank genome assembly. NCBI's taxonomy places the organism in Eukaryota, Phaeophyceae, Ectocarpales, Ectocarpaceae.
GUGCUCCUCCCGCUGGCUCUGCUAGCGUAGUACCUUUGGCUGAUAGCCGCCCACUGGUCCCACCAGUGUAGUACCUGCGAGUGAGAGCGCCCCGCCCGUCGGCUCUGCAGACGUAGUACGUUCCUCGGCGUCCGAGUUUGUGUGUGUGGGUACUUUUCCGGGUAUGGAUCUUCUUGGAGAUACGAGCGUGCUCACCGACGAGCAGCUCAUGGAUGGCCAUGAUGACACCCCGUAUCAAGAUCUUUUCCCUGUGUUUAUCCCAGAGAGUGACGCUGCGAAUGUGGCUGGUGUUUUGGAUAGCAUUGAUGGGGGUGCUGAUUUUGACUUGGGUGCGGCCGCGCUUGGCCCUGGUGCGUCCCCGUUUGCUCUUGGUUCGACUGAGAAGUCCGUUGACAUCAACCACUUCCACCGCUCCCUUGCCCACGCUUGCGAGCCUCUUUUGAGAGAAACUGCCCAGCAGAGAGGCAUCGUGCUCACGGGCAAGCUGGAACCGUGCACGGACUGCAUGAAGGCGAAGGGCAGGCGAGCGUCGGUGCCGCGGGGGCCGGGAGCGCGGGCGUCGAAGCCACUGGGGCGUGUUCACCUAGACCUGUGUGGACCGCUGGUGCCUUCCCUGGGCGGCAACCUCUAUCUGUUCGUCGCCGUGGACAGCGCCUCGCGGUGGAACAAGGUCUACGGUCUCCGGCGGAAGUCCGACGCGCUGGCGGCAACGAAAAGGCUGCUGGCGGACGUGAAGCGGUACGACCUCGGGCGCAUCGAGUGUUUCCACGUCGAUAACGGCACCGAGUGGACCCGCGGCGACUUCCGGCGCUUCUGCGACGACAACUGCAUCGGCGUCGAGUUCACAACUCCUGGCGUUCUGCAGUACAACGGCGUCGUCGAGAGUGCCAUCUGGCGCAUUGUGAAGGCCGGCAUGACCGCUCGCCGCAGCGCUGGCCGUGUGUUCAACGUCGACUUCGCCUCCAUCCCCGGUCUCGACGAGCGCGGUGACCUUCUUUGGAUGGAAUCGGCGAAAUGGGCCACCGACGCUCUCAACCAGUCGGCGACCAAGGCCAACCCCGGGCGGCGCUCGCCGCACGAGAUGUUCACCGGCGAGCAGGGGCCGUUCCGCGUGCUGCCGUUCUUCCAGCCCGGCUUCAUGCGCGAGGACCGCCGCACCAAGCUCGACGACCAGGCCACGCUCUGUUACUACCUGAACGGCGGCGACAACCACCCGAGCGGCACCGUCAAGGUCCUCAAGGCGUCCACCGGCCGCGUCGUCUACACCAACAACGUGUCGUGGGUGACGUCGGCGCCAGCCGGCGAGGGGGGUUCCGCUGGUAUCACCGCUGCGCCGACACCCCCCCCGUUCACGCCGCCGGUCGUCUCGAUCAACUUUGGCCCAGCACCGACGCCUUCGACCGCCACACCGCCACCGCCAGCGCCCACGCCGUCGCCCGCUCCCGCUCCCGCUGCCGCUUCGCCCCCUGCCGCAACGCCUCCGCCAGCGACCACGCCGCCGCCUGCUCCUACACCUUCACAGUCGCCCUCUGCCACUUCGCCUUCACCGUCGGCGACCCCCGCUCCUGGCCAGCCGUCCUCCGCCACUUCGCCGGAGCUGGGGGGGGCAGAGGCCGGAGAGCCGGGGGGAGCGGGGGCCGGAGGGCAGGCGGGAGCACUCGCAGCGGUGGACCCGGGGGCUGGAGGAGCGGGCUUUCCACUCGCAUUUGCCACGCUCCUCGCCAACCGGGAAGACAUCGGCGCCACGCUGCGAGACCAGCGCCCGCCGGAGCAACGCCCUGACCUUCCGCACUGCCAGGCCAGCGACCUUCUUGUUCCAAAGAGCUACAAAGAGGCGAUGGCGUCGGAGCACCGAAACCUCUGGAGCGACUCUAUACAAAGGGAGUUUCAUGGCUUUUUGGAAGCGGGGACUUUUACUCCGGCGAAGUAG